Papilio xuthus (Asian swallowtail) is the source of this 1120-nucleotide messenger RNA. RefSeq names its product Glutamate-cysteine ligase modifier subunit (gene Gclm). Gene Ontology annotation, molecular function: glutamate-cysteine ligase catalytic subunit binding; enzyme regulator activity. The transcript is spliced from 5 exons. Bases 279 to 1118 code for a protein of 279 amino acids. Gene Ontology annotation, biological process: glutathione biosynthetic process. Lineage: Eukaryota; Metazoa; Arthropoda; Insecta; Lepidoptera; Papilionidae. The record is from RefSeq and is a predicted model, not a curated record. Gene Ontology annotation, cellular component: glutamate-cysteine ligase complex.
CAACCAAACAAUAAUUUUUCGUCAUAGUACCUGCAAAUACGUCAUUUCUAAUAAACAGCUGAUAUGAUAUAAAGUAUAGUUCUUUCGUGCAAUGCAAGGCCGCGAGAAUUCAGUUUAUCAGUGUCGCCUUUGGCGUACGGUCCUCUCGGUUUAAAUUAACUUGUCUUUUAAGUAUUGCUCUAUAGUUUUUUUUUUACAUAAACCGGCAACCUUGGUGCGAUUCGCCUUAGACCUUGGUUACUUUAAUAGAAAAAAAAGUAAAAAUCUCGUCGGUCACGAUGUUAAAGAGUGCUUCCAAAGUGACGAUUAAUACUGGAAAUGUUCUCAACUUGAUCGAUAUUAAGAAAAAAGCUGGGCAAAAUGUUACUGAAGAGCUAUCGGAAAGUAUAAAGCUGACAUUAUCAGAAUGGGGUAAUCAGAAUGAAAUACCAAUUCAGAAUGGUAUAAACGAUGAUUCUAAUCCAAGAACAUCGCAGAUUCACUCAGAUUAUAUGGUGGUGUCGACAUCGACGGCGCCAACGGAAGCGGUCCUCAACAUAACGAGGCCACACGAUGAUGUACAAAACAAAAUGGCGGAGGAGGAACGAAAGAAUCUGAAAAUUGGUGUUAAGAUUUUUAUCAACGAAGAUAGUACGUCCGCGUUGACGGAGUGCUUGGAAAAAGUAUUUACAGCGUUACGUACAGAAUUCAUAGAAAAUGUGAUCCUAGCGUAUAACCCUGAUGUGCUGUACAAGGAAGAGACAUUGGAUGACUCUAAUCUGAAGAACACAUUCACUAAGGCUUCACCUAUAUCACUAGGCAGUAAUGUUGGUCGUUUAUCCAGUACUGAGAUGGAAGCAGACAGCGAAGCGGAUGCGAGGAAAUGCGAAGCUAUACUGCCUGGGAUUAAAGUACUGUGGGCGGUGCUAGAGGAUUAUGUUAAAGAAGGUCGUGUACACCAGCUGGGCGUGGCGGAUGUAGGCGGCGGGUGCCUUCGCAAGCUGCACGCGUGGGCGCGCGUCAAGCCUGCCAUUGCGCAGAUAAAUCUAGCCUCUUGUUGUGUCGUGCCACCUUCCCUGCACGCAUUCUGCCGUGCUAAUGAUGUACAGCUACUCACCCAUGCUGAUCCACCGGGUUAGUG